UUGAAAUAAAGCACACAUUUGUGUCAUCUCCAGCUCUGGAGAUGCUCAGUGGUGCUUUCCAGCCAGCAGUAAGUGCUGUCAGUCAUUGAUGGCUAAUGUAAGUAGCCCCUUUUUAGAGACACAGUGGUGUUCCUUCUGGGUGUGCAAGCAGACAGUGACCUGCUGCCAUUGAAGUGGCACAGUGCUGAUGGCUGUCCCACAGGGCUCUGAGUGUGUGAGAGUGACUUCCUUCUGCAUGAAUUUGCCUGGCUGGAACUGGGUGAGUGUGACCAGAGUUAAAGCUUAAGUGAUAUUUCUGCCUCCUUUGCAGAUUUGGGAAGGCUUUUGGAUCGUGGUGUGGGUGUGAGGGCACAGCCUGCUGGAGGCACUGGAAGUGGACUGGUUCCUGGUCAUGCCCGGUGGAAGGAGGGGACCCAGCCGGCAGCAGCUAAGCCGUUCCGCUUUGCCUUCUCUCCAGACUCUGGUUGGCGGCAGCUGUGGGAACGGGACUGGUCUGAGAAACAGGAAUGGUAGUGCCAUCAGCCUGUCGGCGCCUCCGAUCACAGCACUGAUUACUCCAGAGCCUGUGCGUCACUGCCGGAUCCCUGACCUGCCAUUGGAUGGGAGCCUCCUCUUUGAAUUCCUGUUCUUCAUCUACCUUCUGGUAGCCCUCUUCAUUCAGUACAUCAACAUCUACAAGACUGUCUGGUGGUACCCAUACAAUCACCCUGCUUCCUGCACCUCACUGAAUUUUCACCUCAUUGACUACCACCUGGCGGCGUUCAUCACAGUGAUGCUGGCACGGAGGCUGGUGUGGGCCAUUAUCUCUGAGGCCUCUCAGGUGGGUGCAACAUCACUGAUGUGCUACAUGGUGCGCCUGGUGCUGCUCACCCUCUGUGGAUGGGUGCUCUGCUGGACUCUGGUCAACCUCUUCCGCAGCCAUUCUGUUCUCAACCUUCUCUUCCUGGGCUACCCGUUUGGUGUCUACGUCCCUCUGUGCUGCUUCCACCAGGACAGCAGAGCACAGCCUCUACCUGCAGACUGUGGUUACUUGGUACAGGACCAGGUGGCGGAUGAUGGGGCUUCAGCUGUCAGCAGCCUGGUCAAAGACUUCUUCUCGCUCCUGUGGGAAUCCCUGAGAGAACAGUUCAAUAAUCCUACAUCUAUCCCCACCCACAGCUGCCCCCUUUCCCCAGAUCUCAUCCGCAAUGAGGUGGAGUGUCUAAAAGCAGACUUCAACCGCAGGAUCAAGGAAGUUCUCUUCAACUCUCUCUUCAGUGCCUACUACGUGGCAUUCCUGCCACUGUGCUUUGUGAAGAGCACCCAGUACUAUGACAUGCGCUGGUCCUGCGAGCACCUCAUCAUGGUGUGGAUCAAUGCCUUUGUCAUGCUCACCACGCAGCUGCUGCCCCCCAAGUACUGUGACCUGCUCCACAGGUCUGCCGCCCACCUUGGCAAGUGGCAGAAACUAGAACACGGCUCCUACAGCAAUGCUCCACAGCACAUCUGGUCAGAAAACACAAUAUGGCCACAGGGAGUUCUGGUGCGACGGAGCCGGUGCCUGUAUAAAGCAGUUGGGCCUUACAACGUAGCAGUGCCUUCAGACGUGUCCCAUGCCCGCUUUUAUUUCCUCUUUCACCGUCCCUUACGGCUGCUCAACCUGCUGAUUCUCAUCGAAGGCAGCGUGGUCUGCUACCAGCUCUACUCCCUGCUGCGCUCAGAGAAGUGGAACCACACGCUCUCCAUGGCCCUCAUCCUUUUCUGCAAUUAUUAUGUCUUAUUUAAGCUCCUCCGGGACCGGAUAGUAUUAGGCAGGGCAUACUCGUACCCACUUAACAACUAUGGACUCAAGGCACACUAGGCCGGCCAGACGUGUCCCCCUUCUCUUCCUCAUCCCACAGGGCAGGAGGGAACCUCAGAAAAAAAAAUAUUUUCGUACAGUUCUAUUUUUUUCUUGCAACGUUUAUAAAUAUUUAAAAUAUUUUAUAUUUUGUAUACUAUUGUUUUUGUGGGGCGGGAAGGGAACCAGUGGCAAUUAAAUGUCGCUUUAUAAAC
This is a messenger RNA of Melospiza georgiana, 2034 nucleotides long. It is a transcript of the gene TMEM39A, whose product is annotated as transmembrane protein 39A. The coding region runs from base 392 to 1840 and encodes 482 amino acids. The transcript is spliced from 8 exons. Gene Ontology annotation, biological process: negative regulation of autophagosome maturation; negative regulation of autophagosome assembly. NCBI's taxonomy places the organism in Eukaryota, Metazoa, Chordata, Aves, Passeriformes, Passerellidae. The record is from RefSeq and is a predicted model, not a curated record. Gene Ontology annotation, cellular component: endoplasmic reticulum membrane.